Arabis nemorensis is the source of this 2427-nucleotide messenger RNA. NCBI's taxonomy places the organism in Eukaryota, Viridiplantae, Streptophyta, Magnoliopsida, Brassicales, Brassicaceae. The record is from the annotation of a GenBank genome assembly.
AUGGAUGUUGAAGAUGUUGAAAUAGAUCUUCUAGCAAGAAGUGGUAAUGUAGAUGAGUUUUGUGAGGCAAGUACGAGUGGUAACGCUGCACGCAGUUUAGAUCAGUUUGCAGCUGUUGGUGAGCCAAGAAAUGGGAUGGAAUUUGAAUCGAAGGAGGCAACGUACUAUUUCUACAGGGAAUAUGCUCGAUUAGUUGGAUUUGGCAUCACAAUAAAAGCUAGCCGUCGAUCAAAAAGAUCGGGAAAGUUUAUCGAUGUUAAAAUAGUAUGUUCAAGAUUUGGAACCAAGCGCAAGUCGGUUGCAGCUAUAAACCCACGAUCAUGUCCAAAGACGGGUUGCAAAGCAGGUUUGCAUAUGAAGAGGAAGGAAGACGAGAAAUGGGUUAUAUAUGAUUUCGUAAAAGAACAUAACCAUGAGAUAUGUCCAGAUGAUUUUUAUAUUAGCGUAAGGGGAAAGAACAAGCCUGUUGGUGCGCUAGCGUAUCAAAAGAAUGGUCUUCAGUUGGCUCUAGAAGAGGAAGACUUAAAGCUAAUGCUUGACCAUUUUAUGGAUAUGCAGGAGAAGCAGCCGGGUUUUUUCUAUGCAGUAGAUUUCGACUGUGAAAAACAUGUUAGAAAUGUCUUUUGGAUUGAUGCGAAGGCCAAACACGACUAUGGCAGCUUUUCUGAUGUUGUUCUCUUCGACACGUUUUAUGUUAGGAGCGAAUACAAAAUCCCAUUUGCUCCUUUUAUUGGGAUCAACCAUCACCGUCAAUACGUGUUGCUUGGAUGUGCUUUGAUUGGAGAAGAGAGUGAGUCAACAUAUUCUUGGCUAUUUCAGAUGUGGCUCAAAGCAAUCGGUGAUAAAGCUCCUGGAGUGAUGAUAACAGAUCAGGAUAAGCUUCUAAGUGACAUUGUUGUUGAAGUCUUUCCAAGUUCUCGUCAUUGUUUCUGUUUGUGGAAUGUGGUUAGUAAGAUUCCUGAGAUGCUGAAUCCUUUUGUAAGUCAAGAUGAUGGUUUUAUGGAAAGUUUCAGAAAUUGCGUAUACAGCUCUUGGACAGAUGAACAAUUCGAAAGGAGGUGGUCAGAUAUGAUUGGUAAAUUUGAACUUAAGGAGAAUGAGUGGGUUCAAUUGUUGUUUAAAGAUCGGGAAAAGUGGGUGCCACAUUAUUUUCACGGAGUUUCUUUAGCUGGAAUGUCUGGACCUGAAAGAUCCGGAAGUAUCGCCUCUCAUUUCGACACGUAUAUUAAUUCAGAGGCUACGUUCAAGGACUUCUUUGAACUCUACAUGAAGUUUCUGCAAUAUCGAUGUGACGUGGAAGCAAAGGGUGAUCUUGAAUCUCAAAACAAACAGCCUACAAUGAGGUCUUCUUUGGCUUUUGAAAAACAACUUUCCUUGACCUACACAGACGCUGCUUUUAAGAAGUUCCAAGCUGAGGUACUGGGAAUUGUUUCUUGUCAACUUCAAAAAGAAAGAGAAGAUGGAGCAACAGCAAUAUUCUGGGUUGAAGAUUUCGAAAAAAGGCAAAAUUUCUUCGUUGCUUUGAACAAAGAGUUGUUGGAUGUGUGUUGCUCUUGUCAUUUAUUUGAGUAUCAGGGAUUCCUCUGCAAACAUGCGAUACUCGUGCUUCAAAACUCUGAUGUUUCCUGCAUUCCAUCUCAGUAUAUAUUAAAGCGGUGGUCAAAGAAAGGUAACAACAAAGAAGACAAAAACGAAAUAUGUGCCACUGUACAUAACCGAAUGGCACGUUUUGAUGAUCUUUGUAGGCGCUUUGUCAAGCUGGGAGAAGUAGCAUCUUUAUCAGAUGAUACCUACAAGACUGCUUUAAAGUUGUUGGAGGGAACCUUGAAGAACUGUGUUAGUGUGAACAAUUCUCCCAAGUUUCCUUCAGAAACAUUAAUGACGGGUAGAUCUAUCAGCUUAGAAAAUGAAAGUAUGUUGGACAGUGCAUCAAGAUUUUCCAAGAAAAAGAAAAUUCAGAAGAAAAGAAAGGUGUACUCUAGGCCAGAGGAUGCAACAAACAGGUCAGAAGAACUCGGCCAAGAAACUGAACAAGUUAGCUCCAGAGCUCCUACCUUUGGAAACUGUUACAAUCCUCAAGCAGAUAUGGAAGAGACCGAACUAGGUUCUCGUGCAGCAACUCUUGGGGUCUAUUAUCCGACUCAACAGAAUGUUCAAGCGUUCUCAUUGAUUUCUUCCAUUCAGGAUGGUUAUUACGGACAUUCGCCAAUCAUACAAGCCAUGGGAAACAUGCAUUCAAUUCAUGGACGCAUGAGUCAAUACGAGACCCAACCAAGCAUCCAAGGAGCUGGACAGACAGGUUUCAGAGGAAGCGCCAUCCGUGGCUGCUAUGACAUUGAAGAAACUCUGCACGACAUGACAAUGGAAUCCUCACAGUUUCAGGACUCUGGACCGAGCCAUCCAAGUGAUCACCGUUUGUCCAACUAA